Molecule: messenger RNA, 3391 nt
Organism: Xenopus tropicalis (tropical clawed frog)
Lineage: Eukaryota; Metazoa; Chordata; Amphibia; Anura; Pipidae
Gene: gpsm1
Product: G-protein signaling modulator 1
Exons: 14
Coding region: 495-2477 (660 amino acids)
Cellular component (GO): plasma membrane; cytoplasm; membrane
Molecular function (GO): GTPase regulator activity
Source: RefSeq, a predicted model, not a curated record
AGCUGUAGAAAUGCUGGGGGGGGGGUGACACCCCCCUGUUGGGAGUUGGUAUGACCCGGGCUGUGCUUCCUGCUGAUGGCUGCACUGGUCCAGUCUCGGAGGGGUUAAAUGGAGGAAGCAGUGCAAGUGUUACAGGGGAGGGGGGAGCUGCUAUUGGCUCAGAGCCUGCCUGUGUGCUGCCAGGAUAGGGUUAAUCCCUGGACCAAUGGGCAGGCAAUGGGGAAGGGUCACACACAGAAGGAGAGAGAGGAAAGAGACAGAGAGAGCGCUGCUCCCCCCCCCCCUUUAGAUUCCCCUGACAAUACUCUGAGAGACGUCACAAUCAGGGGGAGUGCUCUGGGCGCCUGUAGACUUUAUGUGUAACAUCACUUCCUAGCUGCCACCGCUGCUACUGCCAUCCUCACGCUGGGCUACUAUUCCCACAGGGGCUGCACAGCAUCCUCACCCCCACCCCCUGGAUGUACAGGAUCCUCACCCCCAGGCUGUAGCACCCCAUGGCUUGCCUGCCCGGCGAUGAGCCCCACAACCCGGCAACCAGGAGGCUCUAUUCAAGGAUGGAGGCCUCCUGCUUGGAGUUGGCACUGGAAGGGGAACGCCUGUGCAAGGCCGGCGAUUUCAAAGCUGGAGCCGUUUUCUUCGAAGCCGCGGUGCAGGUCGGGACGGAAGACCUGAAGACGCUUAGUGCCAUCUACAGUCAGCUCGGCAACGCUUACUUCUACCUGAAGGAGUUCUCCAAGGCUCUGGAAUACCACAAGCAUGACCUGACGUUGGCCAGGUCCAUCGGAGACCACAUUGGAGAAGCCAAGGCCAGCGGGAACCUGUGCAAUACCCUCAAGAUCCUGGGCCAGUACGACGAGGCCAUUGCUUGCUGCCAGAGGCACUUGGAUAUUUCCUUAGAGCAGGGAGACAGGGUGGGCGAGGCGCGAGCCCUGUAUAACGCCGGCAAUGUGUUCCACGCCAGGGGGAAGCAGUUAAGCUGGAAUAUGCCCCAGAUACCCGGAGACCUGUCCGAGGAAGUCAAGGAGACUCUAGAGAAAGCCACCGAGUAUUACCAAAGGAACUUGGCAUUGGUCAAAGAGUUGGGGGACCGGGCCGCCCAAGGUCGGGCAUAUGGAAACCUCGGCAACACCCACUACCUCCUGGGCAACUUCAGCGAGGCCAUUGCCUUCCAUAAAGAGAGAUUGGCCAUAGCCAAGGAAUUCGGAGACAAGGCGGCCGAGAGGCGGGCCUACAGCAACCUGGGAAACGCCCACAUAUUCCUGGGGAAGUUCGAUGUAUCCGCAGAGUAUUACAAGAAAACCCUGCAGCUCUCCCGGCAGCUGAAAGACCAGGCGGUGGAGGCCCAGGCUUGUUACAGUCUGGGAAACACUUACACCCUCCUGCGCGACUACGAGCGGGCGAUAGACUUCCACCUCAAGCACCUCUGCAUAGCGCAGGAACUGGGGGACCGGGUGGGGGAAGGCCGCGCCGCGUGGAGCCUGGGAAACGCCUACGUCUCCUCGGGGGAUCAUGGGAAAGCGCUGGGCUGCGCCCGGAAGCACCUGGAGAUCUCGCAGGAGAUCGGGGACAAGAAUGGGGAGCUGACGGCGCGUAUGAACAUAAUGCAGCUACGGUCGGCCCUCGGCAUCCAAGAUGGAGACUCGUCCCCCCAAUACGAUGGCUAUGAGGCCCAAGGGGCCCGGCCGAAGAGGGUACAGCGCCACAGCAUGGACAGCCUGGAACUGAUCCCAUUCCCCUCCGAUAAGGAGCAGAAUGGAGACGGCCCCCACCCGCUGGGUCUGAAACCGGACUCGGUGGCCAAGCCGUGCCGGAGCAAAAAGUACCGCAACCACCACUUCUGCCCCGAGGCAAACGCACAGGAGGUCCCUACUCUGGACUCCAACGACGUCCGGGUACAGAUGCCCCCCCUGAAAAUCAAUCGGGCGCCAUCGGACGAGGAAUGUUUCUUUGACCUCCUGAGUAAAUUCCAGAGCAACCGGAUGGACGACCAGAGGUGCCCGUUAGAGGAGAGCCAGACGGGGAUGUCGGAGGCCUCGGCUACCCCUGUGCCAGCGCCCGAGGACCGGAUAUCGGCCUCCUCAUUAAUGGCCUCCCCCCAGACGGAGGAGUUCUUUGAUCUGAUUGCCAGCUCCCAGAGUCGGCGGCUGGACGACCAACGGGCGAGCGUGGGCAACCUGCCGGGGCUGCGGCUAACGCACAACAACAUGGGCCACCUGAGAGUGGAAGGGGACCAGCAGGAGCCCGGGGACGAGUUCUUUAACAUGCUCAUGAAGUGCCAGUCUUCCCGGAUAGAUGACCAAAGAUGUGCCCCCCCAGACACCAUCCCCAGGGGUCCCACCAUGCCCGACGAAGACUUCUUCAGUCUGAUCCAGAGAGUCCAGGCCAAGCGAAUGGACGAGCAGCGAGUGGAUCUCUCCUCCAAUCAGGAGGAAGAAGAUGCCCGGCCGGAGGGGGAUCAGAGAUCGAGCAAUAGCUAGGGAUCCUCCCCCCCCCAGGACAGACAUGGGCCGUUCCCAAGGCAACAACCCACCGAGCAAUGGUAUUUAUGAAAGCACAGAGAUAUUUGCCCGGCCGAUGCCUAAAUCACAUUGGGCGCGAGGGGCGGCGUCUCGGUUACCCCAAGUGUUUUUCGGACAAAUCAUUGUUUACUUUUUAACUUAUAGACUGUUUUCUUAGCCAAUGAACUGAUGCCAAACAGAGUAGCCCCUCCCCCUGGGCCGUAGGAGCUGCCACAAGGUGGCAAACAGAGCCGGCGGCAAGUGGCACAGGGUUCAGUGUUACCCCGUCAGUACUGGGGCCCCCCGUAUGGCCAUUAUUCACGAAGUUAUGCCCCCCUCAUACAUACCCCAAAAUUCUGAGGCUUGUAGGUGAGUAGCCACUCAGUAGCCAUCAUGUUGGGGGGCAGAGACACGUGCCCAGCCAAUUAAACAGCCCAAUAUUCCCAAUGCACCAAUCACAUCAGCUCAUGUACUUACUCUGGGGCAGGGGCCAAAUACAGCAGAAUUGCCCCCCCGUAUUAGCCCUAGGCACCCCCAUCACUAGCCACUGCUUUUGAUCAAAAACAUUUGCCCACAGAUUUACACCCCCCUAACCCGAGGCACAGGUGGUACAUUCCAAAUCAUAGAGACCCCCCCCACCCUGGAAAUGGGACGUCGGGGGGCUCUCGGAAACUAAUUGACCACGUAUUUGAAUGUAUUAGGGGCCAGAGGUGCCCAACCGGCGGGCACGCUGGGAGUUGUAGUUCGGCCACAGGUUGGGCAGCCCUGUGAUAGGCUAUUUAUUUGCUUACUUGCCCUUUAGGAGUAGACUCUAUGGUACCGAGCCAAACUGCCAAAUAUAAUAUAUUCACAAGGUUUUAUUGUGCUUCAUAAAAAUAUUUUGUGGACUAACA